Messenger RNA from Chanos chanos (milkfish), 621 nucleotides. RefSeq names its product histone H1-like. The record is from RefSeq and is a predicted model, not a curated record. Gene Ontology annotation, molecular function: DNA binding; structural constituent of chromatin. Gene Ontology annotation, cellular component: nucleosome. Lineage: Eukaryota; Metazoa; Chordata; Actinopteri; Gonorynchiformes; Chanidae. Gene Ontology annotation, biological process: nucleosome assembly. The transcript has a single exon. The coding region runs from base 1 to 621 and encodes 206 amino acids.
AUGGCAGAAGAAGCUCCAGCACCCGCGGUCGCAGCGCCAGCUAAAGCUCCUAAAAAGAAGGCGCCAGCCAAGCCCAGAAAAGCGGGACCCAGCGUUGGCGAUCUCAUCGUUAAAGCUGUGUCCGCUUCCAAGGAACGAAGUGGGGUUUCCCUCGCCGCUCUUAAGAAGGCUUUGGCUGCCGGCGGCUACGACGUGGAGAAGAACAACUCCCGCGUCAAGAUCGCUGUCAAGAGCUUGGUAACCAAAGGCACUCUGGUCCAGACCAAAGGAACUGGCGCAUCUGGUUCUUUCAAGCUGAACAAGAAAGCCGAGGCGACCAAGAAGAAACCAGCCAAGAAAGCCGCGCCGAAAGCCAAGAAACCUGCAGCUAAGAAGCCCGCCGCCGCUAAGAAGCCUAAGAAAGCAGCGGUAAAGAAGCCAGCUGCGGCCAAGAAGUCCCCCAAGAAGGCAAAGAAACCAGCCGCCGCUCCCAAGAAAGCCGCCAAGAGCCCCAAAAAGGCCAAGAAGCCCGCAGCGCCCAAGAAGGCCACCAAGAGCCCCAAGAAAGCCAAGGCAGCCAAGCCUAAAGCGGCUAAGCCUAAGGCAACCAAGGCGAAGAAGGCAGCCCCUAAAAGGAAGUAA